CAACGAAAAGUGCCGCCCGAGAGCGACGAGAGAAAAGCAGUUCAGUAAAUUUUUCACUCGCACACAAAAAGGCGUCGGAAGGUUUCCAGAAGCUUUGUUGCUAGCGCGUUUUGUAAUCGUAUUUUGGCCGGGAAAUCCUGCACGGAACCAGCAUGAACGUCGAGGAGGAAGUGCUCAAGAUCCAGAAGAAGCUGGGAAAGAUGACCUCGUCCGACGGAACGGGUCAAGAGCAAGCGUUAGAUCUGCUUCGUGAACUGCAACGUUUGAAUAUCGAUCUGGACAUUUUGACCAAAACGCGCAUCGGUAUGACUGUGAACGAGCUUCGUAAAUGUAGCAAAGAUGACGAGGUAAUCAGCUUGGCAAAGACGCUUAUCAAGAGUUGGAAACGUUUUCUGGCGGCGACCCCACCCUCGAAAGAGUCAUCUAAGGAAUCGUCCAAAUCAUCGAGCAAGUCCUCGAGCAAAAGCAGUAGCAAGUCCGAAAGCAACAACAAAAAGGAAUCCGAAAAGGAGAAAGAAGCCAAGAAACCUGCCCAGACUAGUUUCCCGACUCACUCCAGCAAUACCACCGACGCCGUGCGUCUAAAGUGUCGCGAAAUGUUGACCAAUGCAUUGCGAGUAGAUGGAGAACAACCAGAAGGUUGCCAGUCCCCGGAAGAACUUGCAGAUGAACUGGAAGAAGCCAUCUACGUCGAGUUCAAAAACACCGACAUGAAAUACAAGAAUCGCGUUCGCUCCCGCGUGGCUAACUUGAAAGAUCCCAAAAAUCCAAGUUUGAGAAGCAAUUUCGUUAGCGGUGCAAUUACCGCACAACGACUUGCCAAAAUGACUCCUGAGGAAAUGGCCAGUGAUGAGAUGAAGAAUCUGCGUGAUCGUUUCGUCAAGGAAGCCAUCAAUGAUGCACAGCUGGCCACUAACCAAGGAACCAAAACAGAUCUUCUCAAGUGCGGAAAAUGCAAGAAACGCAACUGUACCUACAACCAACUGCAGACGAGAAGCUCCGAUGAACCUAUGACUACGUUCGUUUUGUGCAACGAGUGUGGACAUCGUUGGAAGUUUUGUUAGACUGCAACACCGAGCACGUUUGUAACUAGAAAAUUUCAAGAUCAACCAACAUCCAGAUCAUCAUCACUACUAAUACCUAUUUAACAUAACUUGAUAUGUUUCAUAGUGGGUCUCUACAAACGCCUUGGUAGAAUUGUGGCUGAGCCCGGAUACAUGUAGUUUAAGAACAAACCGACAUUGAUUUGAUCAAUUUGAGUAAGCUAAAAAUCCACGAAUGAAGAUUGAAUACACUACACCGAAAAAUCACCUCAUACAAAUUAACGCGUAAAUCCCCCUGCAAGGAAAGUACAACAUCCAUAUAGGGAAUCACAAUCUUCUUCAGUUGCUGGCCCUGGCAUACGUUGUGCUGGGAAAUUCUAAACAAUUUGAGCAUCAUCCCUUUCGGUAAGUGAAUUGUGGGAAGCUUACCAAUAGAUUUUAACGUUAGAAAUUUGUGGUUCGUUUGACACCGAUCUAAGUUAACUGUGUAAAAUAGAAACCUGCCUAGUGUGUAAUAAAUAAAAAA
Aedes aegypti (yellow fever mosquito) is the source of this 1569-nucleotide messenger RNA. RefSeq names its product transcription elongation factor S-II (gene TfIIS). Gene Ontology annotation, molecular function: nucleic acid binding; zinc ion binding. The transcript has 2 exons. The coding region runs from base 153 to 1064 and encodes 303 amino acids. The record is from RefSeq and is a predicted model, not a curated record. NCBI's taxonomy places the organism in Eukaryota, Metazoa, Arthropoda, Insecta, Diptera, Culicidae. Gene Ontology annotation, biological process: transcription elongation by RNA polymerase II; DNA-templated transcription. Gene Ontology annotation, cellular component: nucleus.